Lottia gigantea (owl limpet) is the source of this 261-nucleotide messenger RNA. RefSeq lists its product as hypothetical. The record is from RefSeq and is a predicted model, not a curated record. NCBI's taxonomy places the organism in Eukaryota, Metazoa, Mollusca, Gastropoda, Lottiidae. The transcript has a single exon. The coding region runs from base 1 to 261 and encodes 86 amino acids.
AUGGGCUUUGAUGUGAUCAUGUGCUUCACUGUGAACGUGUGCUUUAAUGUGAACAUGUGCCUCACUGUGAACGUGUGCUUUAAUGUGAACAUGUAUUUCACUGUGAUCACGUGUUUCACAGUGAACAUGUGCUUCAAUGUAAACAUGUGUUUUACUGUGAACAUGUGUUUUUCUGUGAAUGUGUUUGGCAUGUUCAUUGUGAUCAUAUGUUUCAUGUGUCUCACUGUGAUCAUGUGUUUGUUUCGCUCUAAGAUGCCUUGA